Arachis ipaensis is the source of this 2449-nucleotide messenger RNA. The record is from RefSeq and is a predicted model, not a curated record. NCBI's taxonomy places the organism in Eukaryota, Viridiplantae, Streptophyta, Magnoliopsida, Fabales, Fabaceae.
CCUCUGAAGCCAAGGAAAACUCUAGCCCUUCAUCGCCGCCGCCGUCCCCAGGUCCUCAGCGCCACCGCUGCUUCCUCUCCCCCGUGUCGUUUUCAUCUUCGCUGGCACGUCGUUUUCAUCUUCCUCUUCCCCAGGUAGCUCGGCACGUCGUUUUCAUCUUCGCUGGCUUCUCGGCACGGAACCCAGAAACCUUUAACUGCCGCGAGAGGAGAGAGCUCCCAUUGUGAGCAACCAUGGCACCAAACAAAAGGAAGAAGAACAAGAACAAGAAGGGUCGAUACGGCGUCGCAGAGAUAAAAACCCUAGGCAAUGAUCUUCUCUCUUCAGCUUCAAACAUCAACAACCUUCCUCUUCUCCUCAAUUUUGUUAACCCUUCUUCCCCACCACACCAUCUCCUUGAAUCCCUUCUCUCUCUCCACUCCUUCUUCCUCCCUCUCCUCCCCACUCUCCCUUCCUCCUCCUCACGUGCCGCCGACGCAAAAGGAUUUGAGCACCAGUCACACUUCAUCUACAAUGCCUGGCUAAGGUCAAAGUUCGAUGAGCUCGUCAAGUCUUUCCUGGAGGUUCUUGUUUCGCCGCGGCAACAGCAAGAGGAGCAGGAGGCUGUCAAGGAGGUCGUGCUUGACACGCUAAUGGAGUUUGUUAAGGUUGCUAAUGGCGGCAGGUUCCAUUCUGCUAUAUACCAUAGGUUCCUCCAUAGCAUUGUCCAUUCUGAGAGUUCGGUUGAAUUUUUGGUGGAUUUACUAACAGCGAAGUAUUUCAAGUAUAUUGAUGUGUGUUAUUUUACACUCAUUAGCCUGAAAAAGCUGGCAACAACUUUGGAGGGAAAAGAUCAAUCAGAGGAUAAAAGUGAAAAUGCAGAUGUUGCGGAUGCAAGUCAGUUGAGUUCAAGUACGGAGCGUGUCAUCCACAAUAUCUAUUACACCAUAUCACGUGUCCCUCCUUUUGAAAACUCAGAUAAUACAUCUGAUCUUGAAAUGUGGAGCAGAUCAGAAAAUGAACAUAAGCAGCCUUGUGGAGAUGUGAAUGCAGAUGAUAAGCAGGUGAAGCCUGGAAAGCAUGACAAUAGUGUACUCUCUGCAGCCAAAAUUGCUAAGAAAAUGAAGUUAAAAUUUACCCAAGCAUGGCUUUCAUUUCUCAGAUUGCCACUUCCACUUGAUGUGUACAAGGAGGUUCUUGUUAAUCUCCACCAAGUCGUUAUUCCACAUCUUUCAAAUCCUGUCAUGUUGUGUGAUUUCUUAACAAGAUCAUAUGACAUUGGUGGCGUUGUCAGUGUGAUGGCUCUUAGCAGCCUGUUUAUACUCAUGACCCAGUAUGGAUUGGAAUACCCAAAUUUCUACGAAAAACUCUAUGUUCUCUUAGUUCCAUCUAUCUUCAUGGCGAAACAUCGAUCUAUAUCUUCUUAUGCUGAAAUCAUAGACUUUUGGCCUCAUUUUGAUUCAGGUGCAGUUUGUAAUUCUCUCAUUGAAUUUCUUAUGCAUGAGCAGGAAGAUCAAGUUGAUGAAGGAAAAGGGGAUAAGGCAACAGAUGAAGCAACUGCUGCAAACUCGGACGAUGCAAAGGUCAGUGCCAGCCAAAAGUUACGCAUUGACCAUUUCAACUACGGAGAACCUAACCCUAAGAAGUCAAAUGCUAUGAGAAGUUCUCUUUGGGAAGUUGAUACUAUUCUUCAGCACUACUGUCCUCCUGUCUCACGGUUUGCUUUGUCUCUUGAGAAUGAUUUGACAGUCAGGGCCAAAACAAGUGAGGUUAACGUUGGUGAUUUUAGUUCUGGUUCAUAUGCAACAAUAAUUGGAGCAGAGAUGUCGCGGAGGGUAAAGCAGGUUCCUCUUGCAUUCUACAAAUCAACUCCUUCCACUUUGUUUUCAGACGCCGAUUUUGCUGGUUGGACUUUUGAUUUCAAAGACACCUCUGAAAUAAUGCACGGUAGCGAUGAGAAUGCUGAUAAAGAUGAUCAAAACUCUGGGAAACGGCAACGAGUAGUGUGACCAGGAUUCAUGUUUAUCAACCACCAAGAGUGUCUACUGCUUGUGUUCUGUGAAGAUGUGCUACCAUACCUUCCUAUAUUUUGUUAAGCAAAGGAGGAAAAAUGGACCCUUAAGGAGUUUGGAGGGAGUGUUACAUGCUCAUUCAUACUAACCAAAAAAGCGUGACUAAAUAUGUGAUACUCAUCUCCAUUAAUUUUUGUAGCUUAAGGUUGGGGGAUUUGCUUAGCAUGUUCUUUAUAUAUUUUUAGUAAAUUGAAAUUCAGUGUGAAAAUUUUCAUGUAUCUACAAAGCAGCAUAAGCACCAUCAGUUUAGCAAUUAGCAUUGUUUCUGUUUUUAUGUAUUUGCCUUGGUUUUACAUUGUUCGGAUCAAGUUGAAUCACUCGGAAUCGUAAACAUUAAGGGUUGCAGCUAAUUAAUUUUAGUUGCAUAAUAGAAACAAAUCCCAUAAUGUUUCGCUCAA